AUGCCUGACACCACAAAGACUCUCCGAUUCAUGCAAAGCCCUGGAGACUGUGACUUUCGUCAACAUCAUCCGAACGAUGAACGUGAAUUUAAUGACUUUGUCGAGAGGGUUUUCGGGAUUCUUGAAGAUCUUCCACGUCGGGAAAAGCCCUACGUGGAGAUGGUCUUUGAGAUGUCCUAUAGCCCAUUCCGCGUCACAUUCACGCAGAAAGGAAUGCAGCACAUGGAGCUUUAUGACGCGUGGAAGAAUUUCCCAGAACUCCCUAUGAUAUCAAUCUUUAGAGCAUGCGGAUCUACUGAUACACCUACUUUUACACCUGGGGAUAUGUGUCGACUUGCAAGUAAGAUGCCACGGUUGGAGAAGUUUGGGGUGAGGGCAAUAGAAAACAUACGAGAUUAUGUCUACGGGGAAGCUGCGAUAAGAAACAGCCUUGCACAGUCUUUGCAUUUGAUACCAAUGUCUGUGCAAACGUUGCUUAUUGACUACCAGCGCGAGAGGAUACCAGAUCAGACUUAUAAUCCUCCAAGUAUCACCCCUGCUGAGUCAAAUGAGGAUGUUCUCUCCGAAGCAGUACGACGACUCGCCCAGAGAGACGGCAUUCAAGAGAUUACCCUUCUUGCAAGCGUCGACAGCACCAUAUUCCAACCUUCAACAGAAAUUUCUUGCUGGCCGACCCUCGAGAGUUUCACACUUGCCUUUUGUGACGUUCUUCCUUCCGGUGAAUGGGUAGUCACCGGUGAAAAUCCUUUAUCACCAGAAGAAGAAGAGUAUCAACGACAAGAGUUCCGUGAAGGGAUGGUUGAUGGAGAUUAUUGCCCUCCAGGCUGCGAGAUAGAAAACAGAUUCAAAUCUCGCAUGGAAGAAGAAAUCAUGUAUCGUUUUGUCCUGGCGGCGGCACAGGCUGUUUGUCAUAUGCCCAAGAUGAGAAAACUCUCGGUUCGACAUGUUUUCGAUCCUAGUGACUUUGAAGAAGAUAUCUCGCGUGCGGGUUUUAGUUUCAGCACGGUAACGGGAUGCAAUACGGGUCUGAUAGUUCUUGGGAAGACAGACGUACCUGUGCUCAGUCACGAGGUAUUGGAAGCUUGGAGAACAGCUACGAAUGUUCAUGGUGUCGUGUUUGAUCGGUGUCUUACAAAUGAGUUGGAUGUUGCGGGGAGGUAUGCCAAAGAGUUUGGAUCCGAGUUUCAGUGGGAUGAUCAGGAUGUUUAUUUGUUCUAAGUCAUGGAUAGAAGCACA
Messenger RNA from Fusarium redolens, 1236 nucleotides. RefSeq lists its product as uncharacterized. The coding region runs from base 1 to 1218 and encodes 405 amino acids. NCBI's taxonomy places the organism in Eukaryota, Fungi, Ascomycota, Sordariomycetes, Hypocreales, Nectriaceae. The transcript has 3 exons. The record is from RefSeq and is a predicted model, not a curated record.